AUGCUUCCUCCACUUCCCAAACUCAGCAAAUACGGAAUAUCUCCAGAAUAUGGAUUUCUUCCGGCUGAUUUACCUCUCGAACGACUUCCCGAUCCAUACUACAACAAAUGGGAGGCGAUCAAUGCAAACCUUCAAGGUUUGAUUUUGAGUAAACGCCUGCGCGGUGUUAUUGAUCGUCUGCCAGUUCUUUCGACUGCCGGUCUGGAACAUGAUUCGGAAUGGCGAAGAGCAUAUUCGUUGUUAUGUUUCAUGGCGCAUAGUUAUAUCUGGGGUGGUGAUAGCCCUGAAGAGAACUUGCCGCCAUCCAUUACAGUCCCCCUUCUACACAUUUCAAACUACCUGGAAGUACCACCAGUCGCCACAUAUGCUGCCGUCUGUCUCUGGAACUUUAAACCAUUGUUCGCAGAUGAACAUGUCGACAAUUUAGAGAAUCUUGCCACUCUAACCACAUUCACCGGCUCUAUCGACGAGUCUUGGUUUUAUUUGGUUUCAGUGGCAAUCGAAGCUCGCGCUGCUCCCGUUCUUCCGCUCAUGCUUACAGCAAUUGAGGCGGCUCGUAAGAAUGAUAGCAGGACUGUUACAUCUUGUCUUCGAACUUUUGCGGAGAGAAUCGAUGAUCUUGGAACACUCCUUCAACGUAUGCAUGAAAGCUGCGAUCCUCAUGUGUUCUAUAAUCGAAUUCGUCCUUUCCUCGCUGGUAGUAAGAACAUGGAAGAAGCUGGAUUACCAAAUGGAGUUUUCUACGAUGAGGGUAAUGGAGUUGGUCAGUAUCGUCAACUCUCUGGGGGUAGCAAUGCUCAAAGCUCCAUUCUUCAAUUUUUCGACAUUGUUUUAGGAAUAGAACAUCGACCCACGGGCGAGAAGAAGGAUGCUGCUUCAGAGAGUGAAGCCGAAGGCGCAGCUCCACGAACCAAGCACAACUUUCUUCUCGAAAUGAGAAAAUACAUGCCAGGAGCUCAUCGACGAUUCCUCGAAGAUAUGACCGCCGUGGCCAACAUUCGCGGUUACGUCGAAGCGCAUACCGAUAACCAUGAACUCUGUCUCGCCUACGAUGCUUGUCUUGCCAUGUUGCGUACAUUCCGCGAUAAACACAUCGCCAUUGUUACACGUUACAUCGUUAUCAAAUCCCGUGAAUCUCACUCUCAUUCCCGCUCCAUGAGUCCCGAGGCAACUCGUAGCCGAAAGGUAGAUAUUGCAACGGCAUCUCGUGGAAAAGGUGAUGACGAAGAGAAGAAGAGAAAAUUGAAGGGAACAGGUGGUACGGCGCUUAUCCCCUUUUUAAAACAAGCGAGGGAUGAAACUGGAGAACCCACAAUUGAUUCUUGGGCGAGAAGAGUUAUAAAUAGAGAUCUGAAUACGAUGGGUAAAGGGGAUUUCUUUGUGGGAAAACUGGAUGAACAACCCGAUGGCGGAUUGGAAUUGGGUGGAUUGGCUGGAACAUGGACUUUGGACGAUGAGGUUGGUGGAUUGUGUAGUUAUUAA
Molecule: messenger RNA, 1482 nt
Organism: Botrytis byssoidea
Lineage: Eukaryota; Fungi; Ascomycota; Leotiomycetes; Helotiales; Sclerotiniaceae
Exons: 2
Coding region: 1-1482 (493 amino acids)
Biological process (GO): 'de novo' NAD+ biosynthetic process from L-tryptophan
Cellular component (GO): cytoplasm
Molecular function (GO): indoleamine 2,3-dioxygenase activity; heme binding; metal ion binding
Source: RefSeq, a predicted model, not a curated record